AGACACAAUAGCCGAAUAUCUUUUAAAGCACCGGACAUCAAAACAAAGAAGCUAAAAUCUUACUCAUUACAAUAGUUCAUUUGACCUCCAAAAAGGUAUUCUUCUUCACCACUGAUUGUCCAUAUGUAAGGUAUGCUUGAAACUCGAAGAAGCUGCUCUUCUUAUUGCAUUGUGCAUCAAUUCAAUGCAUUUAUGCUUCAUUCACUAAUGGAUGAGCGCUGCAGUAUUCAUAAUGUUCUUUGGUGCUUUGUUGUACCAAUAAUUGACAUUAUAGAAAGGUUAGUAUCGAUCGAAGUGUCGCACAUCUCAGCGUGGUUAACUUUUUUUUAUUAUAAAAUAACGGAUUGAGUGCGUUUAAGGUAACGGCUUUCGGCGACAAGUUCUUAAAGACUGAAAUUUCAGUAUUCGAUAGUUGAAAGUUCUGAAUGAGUGAAAACAUAUUUCUUUACGAGCAGCUCAUUCAACGGCAUUUUAAUUUUAUUUUUUAUUUCUAGUAACGGACUGGCAUUAUUAUACGGUAAAAUUCUCGUUCAGCACUUGUAUAUAAAUAGUGAACGAAUGUAGUUUGUCUCUCAUAGUCAACUGAAACUCGAACGAGAUAACAUCUCUUUUAUAAUUUUAUUUGGAAAAAAUAUAAAGUUUAGAAUGAAGUGCAGUGGCCUCUUGGCUACAAUUUUCAUUUCAGUGUGGACGGGCACCAGAGCAUCGCUGAUGAAAUGUGCCUGUGAACCCGGAGCGCCAGGACCUAUGGGGCCGCCUGGUCCCAGAGGAGAGCCUGGCUACGGUACGUCAUCAUAUUAUCCUCAUGCACGCGGCCCUCCGGGACCGCCAGGACCACCUGGCAUAUGCGGCUGUCCUUUUUUGCCACAAAACUUCGGUGGAGGUUUCGGUUUUAUUGGAGCAGGUGGUGGGGGAGGUGGAGGAGGUGGCGGUGGUGGUGGUAAUGGUACCGGAGGAGGGGGAGGUGGAGGCGCUGGCGGAGGAGGAGGUGGUGGCGGUGGAGGAGCAUUUGGAGGCGGAGGCGGUAAAUAAUUAUUUUAGCGCUUACUAUUUUUUGAUCAAUAAACUUUAU
Bactrocera neohumeralis is the source of this 1072-nucleotide messenger RNA. RefSeq lists its product as uncharacterized. The transcript has 2 exons. The coding region runs from base 646 to 1032 and encodes 128 amino acids. NCBI's taxonomy places the organism in Eukaryota, Metazoa, Arthropoda, Insecta, Diptera, Tephritidae. The record is from RefSeq and is a predicted model, not a curated record.